AUGGCUCAUAAUUGGUGUGUGUGCCUGGAUAUUUUUGCCCUCUCCUGUGGUGAGCCUGAAGCUGAGUUAGAAGCUAUCUCAGAUUUCUGUCAAGUGCCAAGACUUUCCAAGGUCAAUCUUUUUACUUUAUUAAGUCUCUGGAUGGAGCUCUUUCCCUCAGCUGAGCAGCAGAAAAAAUCCCAGGUGAAGAAGAGUGGCCUAGUUGUGGUGAAAAAUAUGAAGAUUAUUGGUCUUCACUGCUCCAGUACAGACUUGCAUGCUGGCCAGAUUGCACUCAUUAAACAUGGAUCAAGACUUAAAAACUGUGAUCUUUAUUUUUCCAGAAAACCAUGUUCAACUUGUUUAAAAAUGAUUGUAAAUGCUGGGGUGAACAGGAUUUCUUACUGGCCUGCAGAUCCUGAGAUCAGCUUGCAGAACGAGGUAUCCAAUCCAACAAGUACUGAGGAUGCAAGGCUGGAUGCCAAAGCAGUGGAAAGACUGAAGUCAAACAGUCGUGCUCGUGUGUGUGUGUUGCUUCAGCCUUUGGUGUGCUACAUGGUGCAGUUUAUUGAAGAAACUUCCACCAAGUUUGAUUUUAUUCAGAAAAUAGCAAAAUCACACCCUGACUGUAACACUGACUUUUAUACUGCAUGUAGGCAAGAGAGGAUAAAAGAGUAUGAAAGUUUAUUUCUAAUUUCAAAUGAGGAAAUGCACAAGCAAAUAUUGAUGACAAUAGGACUGGAGAACCUCUGUGAAAACCCGUACUUCAGCAACCUUAGGCAGAAUAUGAAAGAUCUUGUCUUGGUCUUGGCAUCAGUGGCUGCCAGUGUCCCAGUCUUUGGUUGCUUUGGAUUUUACAAGAGUGGAUCCCAACGAGCAAAUGAAGCAGACGAUCAGUGUUUGCCCCAGGACGUGGCAAGGCACUGCAUGAUUCAAGCCAGGCUGCUCGCGUAUCGGACAGAGGAUCAUAAAACGGGAGUUGGAGCUAUUAUUUGGGCAGAGGAAAAAUCAAGAGGCUGUGAUGGAACAGGAGCAAUGUAUUUUGUAGGCUGUGGUUACAAUGCCUUUCCUGUUGGAUCUGAAUAUGCUGAUUUUCCACACAUGGAUGAUAAACAAAAAGAUCGGGAAAUCAGGAAGUUCAGAUACAUUAUCCAUGCGGAGCAGAACGCCCUGACAUUCAGGUGCCGAGAAAUAAAGCCAGAUGAGAGAAGCAUGAUAUUUGUAACAAAAUGUCCAUGUGAUGAAUGUGUUCCUUUAAUUAAAGGAGCUGGUAUCAAGCAGAUCUAUGCAGGAGAUGUUGAUGCUGGAAAAAAGAAAGCAGACAUCUCCUAUAUGAAGUUUGGUGAACUUGAGGGUGUAAGCAAAUUUACAUGGCAACUGAGUCCAUUGCACACUAAUGCACUUGAAUUCCAUGACCCUACAGCCAGGGAAAAUGGGGUCCAGAAAACAAAAUCACUGGAUGACCAGCAGCACCAAAGCAAGAAACUGUGUCUUGGUCAUUACUGAAUAAUUAAGCACUUCCUGCAGUCUUGCUUCAUACUUUUUAUAAUACAGCCUGUUUGCACUUUCAAAUAAGAAAGAGUUUUAUUUAUUGUUUGGAAAGUGAAUUUUAGAUUAAGUUUAUUUAUGAUGUCUUUAAUGUUUUACAGUGUUGCCUGAAGGUCUUUUUAAUGUAGAAGCUCCUGGCGAAAAAAAUGCUGCUUGUAUUUUCUGUGAAAGUAACUGGGUGGCUGAUCAUUUUUAACACAUUAAAAAAAUAUACUCAAAGUUCA
Messenger RNA from Ficedula albicollis (Collared flycatcher), 1751 nucleotides. RefSeq names its product cytidine and dCMP deaminase domain containing 1 (gene CDADC1). NCBI's taxonomy places the organism in Eukaryota, Metazoa, Chordata, Aves, Passeriformes, Muscicapidae. The record is from RefSeq and is a predicted model, not a curated record. Bases 1 to 1485 code for a protein of 494 amino acids. Gene Ontology annotation, biological process: dTMP biosynthetic process; dUMP biosynthetic process. Gene Ontology annotation, cellular component: cytoplasm. The transcript is spliced from 9 exons. Gene Ontology annotation, molecular function: dCMP deaminase activity; zinc ion binding.